AUGUCCGUUGUCACCAUUCCAGCUCGAACUGGCGGCUACAUUGCCCUCAAAUCAGGUCAGAAGCUCAAACUGAUAAACCCUCAAGGCAAUCAAGUGAUUGAUUUUUGGGCCUUUGUCUUUCUUGACAGCGAUGCGACUGAUGUUCCCCCAAGCUUUGUUCGCUCAGAAGCAGACCCCACCCCAAUGAAAUCAACAGUCUCGCCAUUCCCCUUCACAGCAGGUAUCCAAUACUUCUCCGCCUCCCGGACUCGUUCAAUUCUCUCCAAGUUGAUCCCAUCUGCACGGGACCAAGACGUCCUGUACACCAAUAAAUCCCUUCCGCUAUUUACUUUGGUGGAAGACACGACAUCAGGGAUCCACGAUACAUUGUUUGGUUGCUGUGAUCGAUUUCGAUACCAUAAUCUUGGUAUCGAUAACUAUGAGCACGCCAGCUGUGCCGAGAACAUGCACCUUGCUCUACAAAAGGCUGCUGCGGCAGGAGUAUUCACACCUGGUUCGAUUUCCACCGAAUGGACCCCAGAUCCAUUGAAUAUAUUUAUGAACGUACCAGUGACCUCUGGACUUGAACGCCAAUCUGGUGGUGGUCAGAUUACAUGUCGAGCUCCGGAGAGCAAGGCUGGGGAAUAUAUCGUUCUGCGUGCCGAGCGGGAUUGUGUGGCUGUCAUGAGUGCUUGUCCGAAUGAUGUUAUCCAAGCAGUAAAUGACGGUGUCUGCACUGCCAUCGAGUAUCAAGUAAUGGAUUAAUAUAUAUCUGUGGACUGAGCAAAGUGACUUUUAUUGA
This is a messenger RNA of Exophiala mesophila, 781 nucleotides long. RefSeq lists its product as uncharacterized. The coding region runs from base 1 to 744 and encodes 247 amino acids. The transcript has a single exon. The record is from RefSeq and is a predicted model, not a curated record. NCBI's taxonomy places the organism in Eukaryota, Fungi, Ascomycota, Eurotiomycetes, Chaetothyriales, Herpotrichiellaceae.